This is a messenger RNA of Nylanderia fulva, 3909 nucleotides long. RefSeq lists its product as uncharacterized. Lineage: Eukaryota; Metazoa; Arthropoda; Insecta; Hymenoptera; Formicidae. The record is from RefSeq and is a predicted model, not a curated record.
AUGGAAUCCUUCGAAGAAUUGAUGCACGAACAGUCUACAAAAAUGAGCUCAGUUAUUCGUGCGAUAUCUAAUUUUAAAAAGUUAGGUCAAGCUAAAAUGACCUAUGCAGUGACGAAAAAUCGCAUGAAAACAUUAAAAGAAAAAUUCGAACAGUGCUCAAAAUUAGAUGCCAAAUUACACGCUUCCGCUGACUCCAAGGAGAAGACCACGCACCCCUACUUCUCAGAUCACGAAUUUGACGAGUGCGAAGAAGCCUACGAGACAGCGUUGGAUUAUUUCGCAGAGGUUGUACAUGAACUCUCCAAAUCAUCAGUUCAUCCUGCAGCUAACGUAAGUCAUUUGCACGAAUGUCAGUCUCAUACGACACUCAACCUACCGAAGGUCACAUUGCCGGUCUUCGAUGGAUCGUUCGACAAAUGGGAGAGCUUCCGCGAUCGUUUUCAAUCGAUGAUUAUAGAAGAAAAAAGCCUGUCUAACGUACAAAAAUUGCAUCAUUUAUUCUCGUGUCUAAAAGGCGAAGCGCUCACCGCGAUCGAACAUUUAACGAUUACUUCUGAUAAUUUUGCUGUAGCGUGGACGAUUCUUUCGUCCAAUUUUGAAAACGAGCGUCGGCUAAUCAAUUCGUAUAUACAUCGCUUAUUUACACUGCCCAAUGUUACGGCGAAAUCGGCGACCGAACUUCGAGCUCUACAGAGCAAAUUAACUGCCGCAAUUGCCGCGUUAAAAAAUUUGUCUCGUCCGGUCGAACAUUGGAGCGAUAUUUUUGUUUACAUUAUCACACAAAGACUCGACAAAUCCUCGCGCGAAGCGUGGGAAUUGAAGUUAGGAAAAACGACCGUCUAUCCUACGUUUGACGAAAUUAGCGCGUUCUUGGAUUCUCGUAUUCGCGCUCUCGACGCCCUUGUACCGAUCGCUUCGACACUCGAUAAACAAAGCGAUAAAUCAAACGCGAAAUUAAAACAAAGGGCUGUCACUUCGCAUACAACAAGCGCCACGAAACUUUCGUGUCCCGUGUGCGAAUCGAAUCAUUUGUUAUAUCAAUGUACCGCGUUCCUCGGAAAAACGCCGACUCAGCGAUACGAAAUUAUUCGUAACGGCAAGCGUUGCCUUAAUUGUCUCAGUUCGAAGCAUCAAGCGAAAGAAUGCCCGAGUACCCGCUCGUGUAAAGAAUGUCACAAAAGGCAUCACACGCUUUUACAUUUUUUUGACGCUCCGAAAUCAGCUGUUCAAGCGUCAUCGUCUCCCGCGUCAACAAAUCCCGUCAUCUCGACAAGUGACGUUUCCUCGCAUAUCGUUGCGAAAGCUGUAACAGCGCGUCACAUUCUCCUUGCAACUGCUCGCGUUCGCGUGCAUUCAAUGCACGGUCGAUUCCAAUGGGCCCGAGCGCUCAUCGAUCAAGGAUCUGCGUCAUCCUUUAUAACCGAAAAUUUAGUGCAGUCAUUAAGACUUCCGAAAUUAAAUACCGCUGUUAGGGUAACAGGUAUCGGCGAAACGCAGACAAACGUUCGACAUGCCGUUCAUCUAACGAUAACUCCCAGCAACGCGGACACUCCGGUUUAUCGAACCACCGCGUUAAUUUUAAAAUCGUUAACUCGAUAUUUGCCAAACCGUCUCGACAUUCCAGAGCAAUGGCCGCAUUUGAAUGGCCUUUCGUUAGCUGAUCCCGAUCCCGCAGGAUCAGAUCCAAUAGAAAUAAUUAUCGGAGCGGAUCUUUUCGGGUCACUCAUCCUCGACGGCGUUCGAAAAGGCGCGGUUGACGAACCGAUCGCUCAAAAUACCGCGCUAGGCUGGAUCAUAUCCGGACCUAUAGCGCAACUCAGACCGCUCUCGCAGUCGUCCAUUGGAGUACAUCAUUGCUCUGUUACGGAUGAUCUCAAUCAAACUCUCCGCCGAUUUUGGGAAAUCGAAGAAGCUUCAUCGAAAAUAACUAGUGAAGAAAAGGCAUGCGACGACCAUUUUAAUUCGACACACUCUCGAAAUUCUGAAGGUCGCUAUAUCGUCAGACUUCCAUUUAAACACGGACCUCCACUCAACAUUGGAGAAUCUCGACAUUCCGCGCUUCAGAGUUACCUUCGCACGGAAAGCCGCAUUAAAACGGAUUCAUCGAAAUCGUCGGAAUAUCAUAAUUUUUUAAAAGAAUAUUAUGAUCUGAGACACAUGCAACGCGUCUCAGAAACCGAACAAUUAAUCGACUCGAAUCAAAUCGUAUAUAUUCCGCACCAUGCCGUAUUCCGCGCUAACAGUUUAACAACGCGAAUACGUAUCGUUUUCAACGCUUCAAGUCGAACCUCAAACGGUACGUCAUUGAAUGAUCAUUUAUAUCCGGGCCCUAAACUUCAAAAGGACCUUGCUGCAGUGAUUUUGCGUUGGCGCACAUUUCGAUACGUUUAUUCCGCCGACGUGGCAAAAAUGUAUCGCCAAAUUCAAGUCGAUCCUCGCGAUCGUGAUUUCCAGCGCAUCUUCUGGCGGCCAUCUCCAACACAUCAAGUUGAGGAGUAUCGUCUCUGUACCGUAACGUACGGCAUGACUUCAGCUCCGUACUUAGCUUUGAAGGUCAUGAAUCAACUCGCCAUAGAUGAAGGCGCUUCAUUUCCAUUAGCCACAUCCGUUAUCGAUCGUCAAAUGUACGUCGACGACUUUAUCUUCGGCGCCGACGACAAGGUUCUCGCUCGUCAAACUCGCGAGCAGAUUGUUUUUCUUCUCAAAAGAGGUGGAUUCACGCUACGAAAAUGGGCAAGCAACGUGUCCGAACUCCUUGACGAGAUCGAAGAUACCGACCACGGUCUCGCUCAAAGCCGAGAUCUAAACGAAGAUGAGAGCUUGAAAAUUCUCGGUCUUACUUGGCAACCAGAUCGCGACAUCUUCAAAUUUACCAUUACGAUUACAGGGCCUCCUGGCAACACCAAAAGAAGAAUUUUAUCCGACAUCGCCAAAUUCUUUGAUCCACUUGGAUGGGCAACUCCAGUGAUUAUUCGCGCCAAAAUUUUGAUGCAACGACUUUGGAUCGCUAAAUGUGAAUGGGACGAAGUCGCUCCGCCGAAUCUGCUUGAAGCCUGGCAGCAGUAUCAUACUCAUCUUAAACAUCUAGAAGAGGUGAUGAUUCCACGUUGGAUUCAACUCGGCCAUCACGUACUGCAUCUAGAGUUGCAUGGAUUCUCGGAUGCAUCUACCAAAGCAUACGCUGCAGCGGUGUACAUUCGCGUUGUCACGGUGGAUGGAAUGGUCUCGGUCAAUCUUCUUGCCGCAAAAUCAAAAGUCGCUCCUGUCAAAGUAAUGAGUGUUCCGCGACUCGAGUUAUCUGCAGCUCAAUUACUCGCACGGCUCAUUCAUUUCAUUCGCGAAGCUCUCGACUUUCGUGAGGUAAAUGUUUAUUGUUGGACCGAUUCCACAAUUACUCUUGCCUGGCUGAGCCGACCUUCUACUACAUGGAAGACAUUUAUAGCGAAUAGAGUAGCCGAUAUUCACACGCUACUUCCGGACAUUCCAUGGCGUCAUGUCCCAACAAAGGAAAAUCCUGCCGACUGCGCAUCGCGCGGGAUCUCUCCCGACGACCUUGCCACAAACCUUCAAUGGUGGUCAGGUCCCGAUUGGCUUAUUAAAUCUUCCGAUUAUUGGCCAAAAUCUGACUCGGAUUUCGAUCCCCACGCGCUAAGCGAGCAACGCGCGCAACCACAAUCGCUCACUACAUCCGUUGUCGCAUCGUGGGACCUAUCACAACGUUAUUCGUCAUGGCACAAACUCCUUCGAAUAACUGCAUACAUCUAUCGAUUCGUAACGAAUUCCCGCUCUCGACAUAUCAAUCUCAAUCUGAAGAUACAAAACCCUAGAGCUCCGAUCUACCUAAAUCCGAUUGAAAUUAAGUCCGCUGAAAUCUUUUGGAUUCGUUACAUUCAAUCAAUUGUUUCAUAG